AUGGCCCAUUUAAUACGGCACAAGAUUUCAAGUAAAAUCAUCAGUAUAGUGAACAGCGCGUCACAUAAAUCCGAGGGGAAGGUGAGCGGUGUGUUUGCGCGCCUCGGCUUCCAGGCGGCCACGGAUGAGGAAGCGAUAGCGUUCGCAGAGCGUGAUGGUCUGGAUUACGAGUACAGACAUGGGAUGAGAAUGGACGAAGUAAGGACGAGCGGGGAAAGAGAGGGAAUGGUGGCAGGAGACAGUCAUUACCAAAGACACGGUACUGCCCCCCCAGGAUCCAGAAAAACGAGCGAAUCCAGCGAUGCGCAAGGAGCGCAAGACAAAAUCACAGCAUGGGAUGCGGGCUGGAACGUCACCAAUGCAAUUCAGGGCAUGUUUGUUUUGGGCCUCCCUUAUGCCAUCCUGCACGGUGGCUACCUGGGCCUCUUCCUCAUCAUCUUCGCCGCUGGGGUGUGCUGCUACACAGGCAAGAUCCUCAUUGUGUGCCUCUAUGAGGAGAACGAGGACGGAGAGCUUGUACGUGUGCGAGACACAUAUGUGGACAUCGCGAACGCUUGCUGCGCGCCACGCUUCCCUGUGCUCGGUGGCCAUGUUGUGAAUGUGGCACAAAUCAUUGAGCUGGUGAUGACAUGCAUCCUUUAUGUGGUCAUUAGUGGCAACCUGAUGUAUAACAGCUUUCCAGGCUUGCCCGUGUCACAGAAUGCAUGGUCAGUGUUUGCUGCGGCGGUGCUCAUGCCGUGCGCUUUCCUGAGCAACCUGAAGUCUGUCUCCAAGCUAAGUCUGCUGUGUACAAUUGUACACUUCAUCAUUAAUGUGAUGGUGAUUGCAUUCUGCCUGUCACAUGCACAGGACUGGGCAUGGGACAAGGUCAAGUUCUACAUUGAUGUCAAGAAGUUCCCCAUCUCUAUUGGCAUUGUUGUUUUUAGCUACACAUCACAGAUUUUUCUUCCCUCACUUGAGGGCAACAUGCAGAAGCCUGCUGAGUUCCACUGCAUGUUGGAGUGGACACACAUCGCUGCAUGCAUCCUCAAGGGCCUGUUUGCCCUUGUAGCCUACCUCACAUGGGCUGACGACACAAAAGAGGUGAUCACAGAUAACCUCCCGCCUGGCAUACGGAUGUGGGUGAAUAUCUUUCUGGUGGCCAAGGCAUUGUUCUCCUACCCCUUGCCCUUCUUUGCUGCUGUAGACAUCUUAGAGAAAUCCUUCUUUCAAGAUGGAGAUGGAACCCCAUUCCCAAACUGCUAUGGCACAGAUGGGAGGCUUAAGUCCUGGGGUCUUGCCAUGAGAAUUGGGCUUGUUGUUUUCACCCUUCUCAUGGCUAUCUUUGUCCCGCACUUUGCUCUUCUCAUGGGCCUUACUGGAAGUCUAACUGGUGCUGGACUGUGCUUCCUGUUGCCCUGCUUAUUCCACCUGAAGCUUCUUUGGCGCAAACUUCUAUGGCACGAGGUCUUUUUUGACAUCUCUAUUUGUAUAAUAGGAAGCAUAUGUAGCAUCUCAGGGUUUAUUUACUCCAUUGAAGGGCUCAUUGAGGCCUUUAAGUACAACAUCCCAGAUUAA
This is a messenger RNA of Ictalurus furcatus (blue catfish), 1557 nucleotides long. Its product is annotated as vesicular inhibitory amino acid transporter-like. Gene Ontology annotation, biological process: amino acid transmembrane transport. Lineage: Eukaryota; Metazoa; Chordata; Actinopteri; Siluriformes; Ictaluridae. Bases 1 to 1557 code for a protein of 518 amino acids. Gene Ontology annotation, molecular function: amino acid transmembrane transporter activity. The record is from RefSeq and is a predicted model, not a curated record. The transcript is spliced from 2 exons. Gene Ontology annotation, cellular component: vacuolar membrane.